CUCAGACCCUAUACGGUAUUUCCAUACCAAGGAAUCAGUAAUUAUGAACCUUAGUUCAGGAAAAUUAAAAGUAUUAAUCAGGAAAUUUUUUACACCUAGCAGAAAGAAACAUAUACUUCCAACUCCUAAGUAUCCUAAGAAGGUUUGGCACUUAUCGCCUUCAAUAACUAAAAACUAUGACCUGAGCACUGUGGAUUCCAAGAUUAUUUCCAAGUAUAUUAGAGAUAAAAGGCGAUAUUAGCCCAUUUAUGUAUAUUAUUUUUAAUUUCUGCCAAUCUUACACAUUAUUUUAAAUAUUAUACUAU
Theileria parva strain Muguga is the source of this 305-nucleotide messenger RNA. RefSeq lists its product as uncharacterized. The transcript is spliced from 2 exons. Bases 44 to 241 code for a protein of 65 amino acids. Lineage: Eukaryota; Apicomplexa; Aconoidasida; Piroplasmida; Theileriidae. The record is from RefSeq and is a predicted model, not a curated record.